Messenger RNA from Notolabrus celidotus (New Zealand spotty), 6405 nucleotides. It is a transcript of the gene slc35f3b, whose product is annotated as solute carrier family 35 member F3b. The transcript has 10 exons. The record is from RefSeq and is a predicted model, not a curated record. Gene Ontology annotation, cellular component: membrane. Gene Ontology annotation, biological process: transmembrane transport. Lineage: Eukaryota; Metazoa; Chordata; Actinopteri; Labriformes; Labridae. Bases 283 to 1770 code for a protein of 495 amino acids. Gene Ontology annotation, molecular function: transmembrane transporter activity.
AAAACACAGGAAGUAAAACAAGGCCUAACACACACAAGAAGAAUAUACUACAAAAUAAAACACUGAAAACCAACUCAACAACAAGACCACAGGAAAUCACACAUCUGCUUCCUGGAUGGGUGGAGCUUCAAAGUCUGUAGGGAAGCAUAGAAGGAAGUCAGCUCACCUGUGUAGUGAAUCCUUAGAAAACAAAGAGGCCAGCUGCCCAUAUGCGGAGCCUUCAUCCCUCAGAAAGCUUGAUGUGUGUGCAAAACUUCCAGGGGCUCACAGGAUGCCGACGCAAUGCAGCGAGUGGACCACGGACCUGCGACCUAUCAGCUGUACUACCCCGUCCUUGCAAGCGGGAUGCGCAAGUCUCCCGACGUGAGCCCUAGAAGGCUUUCGGACAUCAGCCCUCAGCUCAGACAGCUCAAGUAUCUGGUGGUGGACGAGGCCAUCAAGGAGGACCUCAAGUCCUCGCGCUCAGUGGAGGACAUCAACAGUGCGUCCAUAGAGGAGCGGAUACUGAGGAUCACCGGCUAUUAUGGAUACCAGCCUUGGAAUGCAAGCUACACCAGAGAAGACCGCACCAGGGAGAAUGUGGUGGGCACCACAGACGCACAGUCAGCAGGCGCUGCAGGAGGAGCAGAGUCUGGCUCCAGCAAACGGAAACUCCACUGCUGCAUCAGAGUAACGACCGUGCAGGUACAGAAGGCUCUGUGGGGGGUGGCCAUGGUGAUGUGCGUGUGCUCGUCUUGGGCAGGCUCCACCCAGCUGGCUAAACUGACCUUUAAGCAGUUUGAUGCCCCCUUCACCCUCACCUGGUUCGCCACCAGCUGGAACUGCCUCUUCUUCCCCCUCUAUUACAUCGGCCACCUGUGCAAGAGUCCAGAGAGGCAGACGCCCAGACAGAGAUUCAGGGAGUGCUGCAGGUUUUUCGGGGACGACGGUCUAACGCCCAAGGUGUUUUUCACCAAGGUGGCGCCCUUUGGCCUGCUGUGGAUCCUCACCAACUACCUGUACCUGCAGGCCCUCAGGAAGAUCAACACAACAGACGUGUCAGCACUCUUCUGUUGUAACAAGGCCUUCGUCUUCCUGCUGUCCUGGAUUGUACUUAGAGACCGCUUCAUGGGGGUCAGGAUCGUAGCUGCUAUCUUGGCCAUAGCAGGCAUUGUAAUGAUGACCUACGCUGAUGGAUUCCACAGCCACUCGGUCAUCGGUAUUACUUUGGUCGUGGCCUCUGCCUCAAUGUCAGCACUUUACAAGGUGCUCUUCAAGAUGGUCCUGGGCAGUGCCAAAUUCGGAGAGGCUGCGCUCUUUCUGAGCAUCGUUGGAAGCGCCAACUUUGUUUUCAUCAGCUUUGUGCCAGUCAUCCUGUAUUUUACACAUGUGGAGUACAUCGGCUCUCCUGCAGACAUCCCCUGGGCCUACCUCUGUGGAGUUGCAGGCCUGCUCUUUGCUUUCAACGUCCUGGUGAACUUUGGCAUUGCCAUAACAUACCCAACAUUAAUCUCCCUUGGCAUUGUCUUAAGUGUCCCUGUGAAUGCCAUGGUGGACCUCUACACAUGUGAAAUUCAUUUCAACACAGUGCGCCUCAUCGCUGUCUUCAUCAUCUGUCUGGGUUUCCUCAUGCUGCUGUUACCAGAGGACUGGGACCAGUGCAUCAUCCAGCUCAGCACAAAGCUGCGCAAACGUGACGAACCAGCAGAGAGCAGCGCCGAGGCCGGGGCCACCACAGGGCUCAACUGGAGAGGCAGAGCCAGAACCUCCAUGUCUACAUUUGCACACUGACUCCAAGAAGUAUCUUAAAAGCAAAAAGACAAACGCAGGGAGAGAGACACUUUAAGCUCUCGGCGUGUUGAUGUCAGGACGUUUGACCUGCAGCACUGAGAGAAAACAACAUUGCAGACUGUUCUCUGAUCAGUUUCACAUCAGCCAAAGGGAAGAGAAGGAAGAGGAACAGAGCGUCAUUCAUUUGGCGUCUGUAACACUCAGAAGUGAUCCGAGCUGGUGCAUGGACUCAUAUCAUUGAAAUCCUACUUCACAGAAAAAAAAAGAGAUCAGCUGAAACUGAUCCAAUCAUGUUUGGAUUUUGCUUUACCUCUUAAUCAUUCCAUUCACCAUAUCCUCAAGCCUGGGAAGACUUGCCAACUUGCCUGAUUUUUUCAGCCCUGAGAAGAAAAAAAAAGAAAAGACAUACACCGUGUGGACUUGCUGUUGUACACAUUUACACACCUUUAAGAUCCAAAGAAGAAUGCCUAAAAUGCUGAAUGCCUGAAAACAAAAGAAAGGUCAACAGAGGCUGCCUUCAGGUUUAACUUAAUGACAAAUACCUGCCUUUCAUGCACUGUACAUAGCUGUUUUUUCACACCUCCAGUGUCCUGGAGUUGUGGACCUGAUGGGCUCAUCUGGCGUGAAGGGACCUGUCUGGACAUCUGAGGAUCAAAUUCAAGCUUUCACAACGCCUCACUCUGUUCCUCCUGAGAGAAGAGGUCAGGUCUUUGUCGAUCACACUGAUUAGCCCCCCCCCUCCUGUGGUUAUGUGUUUUCCUGUGGCUAAACUCCCACUAUGUCAACGCUGACACCCAUUGCUCAGGCCCACAGAUGAGUCACGAUACAUUUAACACCAGUAUCUCUGUUGCAUAAGUUAUCAAUGCAUGAGAGGGCUGAGAUUUGUUUAUCGAGGAGUGCUUUUAGUCGGUCCAUGAAGCCCGACAUAUUCUCUAACCAAGACGCAGGCGGCAACAGACAAGUUUAUUAACCAAGCAAUACAGGUUUUACAUGUAUUUAUAUGCAUUGUACUUUGAAUAGUAUUAACUGUGACUUUAAGCGCCUGUUUGAAUCUAUACCCACUCUCUCAUUUAAUGCUUCAGGUGUCCCGGUCUGUGGAUGGACUAAAAGCACUAACGGCUUCUCGUAUAAGAGACAGCCUCGUGAAAAACCCCUUUAACAACUUCACUCACAGCUGUUGCUGAGCCGCCCUUUGAAUUCAAAUUACAUCUAAUGUUUUUUGGCUGGAACAUGGAGUAAUUUGCUGCAUUUAUCAGUUAAAUUGUUUUCUUUCCUGAAGAGGUAACAGACAAAAGAUGAAAGCUAUCUUCAACUGAGGCUUCAGGACGGGUACGCUGACACAAAAGAAUUCAUCAUAUUCACAUGGCGGCCUUUCUUCCUGACAUCAUGCUCAGGGUGGGAAGCUGCAACGCUGUUAUGACUGUCAUACUGCUGUGCUUCAGGAUUACAAAUCAUAUCAACAUAGUGUUUCAGCCCUAUGGGACAAACAACAGAAACCCACAACCGGACUAUAAUAAAACCCUUAAAACACCUAAAACACUCAAAUCCAUGGGAUUUAUUAUUAAUGGAUACACAGGGUACACUAAAACAUUCAACAACUAAGGACAAAACUCAUGAAACAAAACAACACUAAGUCCCUGUAUGGGAGGUGUAAGACACAAAGUUUACAACUACUAUCACCUGAAGGGCUAGAGACACAACAGAAGGACAUCGAGAACAGCUGUAACACUCACAGGGAGGCUGCAGCCAAUCACAGACGUCUCUGGGCGAGAGGCGGGUUACACCGUGUGGCCGCCACUCAAUCACAGGGCUAACAUACAGAGACAAACAACCAGUCAUGCAAACCUACGGGCAUUCAAAGUCACCAAUUAACACAGGGAGGACAUGCAAGCUCCACACAGAGAGGCUCCUGCCUGACUUGAGGGGUUUAAACCAGGAACCUUCCUGCUGUGGGAUGAUAACACUAAUCAGUGCACCACCACCACAGCUGGUACAGUAGUAGUAAUUAGUAAAUAUUUCACUCCUUGAGGACAAUUUAUAGCAACAAUCUGAAGGUCAUAUUUCAAGAAACAACAGGGCUGAUCAUCCUUUUGAUAACUGUUAUGCAACAGCUAGCUUUUAACAAGUCCAUAGUUAGCAUUAGCUAGCAUUGAUGUUAGUUCAGAAUUGAUGCCUUUUACAUUGUUUCAUGCACCAAAUGGUAAUGUCUGAAGUGGCUGAACGCUAAUAUAAGCUACUGAAGCUGACAGGCUAUCAAAUGUGUUGUUUCUAGGGAUGCACGAUAUUGGAUUUUUUUUCCGAUAUCCGAUAUGCCGAUAUUUUACAACUCAUUUAGCCGAUACCAAUAUUUUUUUCCGCACACCUAAUUGCAGAGAUCAUCAAUCAUCUUCUGUGUUGGAAUUAGCGUACAGUGUUAUGGUGAUACUUUUAUCACAUUUGUUAUGUAAUAGUCAUUUCUUGUGCAAAAUAAGAAAAAUACUUAAAACUGCAUAUUUAUGUAUGACAACUGCUUUCAAACAAAAUGAAUACAAAAAGAGACAUCCUACUUAAAACUUGCAUGAUGCUCUCCCUGAGAAAAUCAUAACAAUACCAACAACCAGGGCAAAUUUGGCCAAUUUCACAUUUGACAUAGUGAGUAAACAUAACCUCUGUUCACAGGGAACAUGUGAAAAGUGCAACUGGACAGCAGUUAAACCCAAAUUAAAUUAAAUGGUUUACUCUUUGACAGUAAAUGUGCCUAAAUUAGUCAGCUACAUGUACCUUACAGACUGCUGCUUAAAUUCAAAUUUAACUGAAAGGUGACAUAUCAUGCAAAAUCGACUUUUUAAUGGUUCUCUAUCUAAAUAUGUGUCCCUGUCUACAAACCCCCAGAAAAUGAAAAGAAUCCAUUCUGCCCCUGUUCUGAUUUCUCCACCUUUCUGUAAAUGUGUGUGAAACGAGCUGUUUCAGUUUUCAGUGUUUUUCAUACGUCACAACGACAUCCGGUCUGUAACGGAAGUCAGAGCUCGGAGCUUGUUCAGCCCAUAGACUGUAUAAAAUACAACUCAACUCCUCUGUUUUUCAUUACCUGCACACGUGUGUGCUAACAAGGAGCUUAGGAGGGAGGCAUGCUAGUUGUAGGCUGUCUUAAUAAACACAAAGGUCGAUUUUACUCCCCACGUCUGCAGAUUUGAAGAUCUAGUGGAUGAUUUUUAUUUAUCAUGGAAAAGUGCCAGCACUAGUUAGCAUAGCCACAUAGCUACAUGUUUGUCACUGUGUACCAAGACACAUGUCGACAUACUGAUAAAUAAAACAACAAGAUACACUAAAUCUGUGACCAAUGGUUCAGAAAGGUCCUGCUGCAGGCGCCUCUCCGUCAGGAUCAGAUUCUGGAUCAGGUUCAGAGGGUUGAAGUAACGUGGGUCUGUGAGCAGCCGUGUAUAUUCAGCCAACAUGUAAACAUUAGAUCAACGUGCUGGACAGCCAAGGUCACAUCCACUUCCUGAUGGGGCGUGGUCAGAGAGCUCAUUCUCAUUUAAAGGCACAGACACAGAAAACAGCCUGUUCUGAGCAGGGCUGAAAAAGAGGGGUUUACAGGCAGACCAAAAUCUGAUUUCAAAGUGUUUUUUGAGCAAUAAACUUUAAAGACAUGUUUUGGGGACCUCUUAGACCAAUAAUAUUGAUGAAAAAGAGCAUAAUAUGUCACCUUUAAAACAUGAGCCCAACAUGUGUGCAGCAGCCCAUUAUUUUAUCAGUUAAUUAUAUCGGCGUGUUGGCCGAUAUCCGAUAGUUAAUUUUAAAGCCAAUAUCAGCCGAUACCAAUAAUAUGCCGAUAAUAUCGUGCAUCCCUAAAGUUGUUUCAGGAGGUUUUGAGUCCCUACUUUAAUAGAUUUGGAUAACUCAUCUGAGCUUCCCAUCCUGAGUGUGACAUCAGAAGCAAAUGGUCAUUAUGUGAAUAUGAUGAUAUCUGACCACCUGUAUCUUUUAUCAACAAUCUGUCUUCUUCAAAUUAAAGUCAACAGAGAUGAACCCGAGAGAGAAAAGAGGCCACGCCUUGUAGACUGACCGGUGGAAACUCUGCCUUGUUGUGAAUGUAUGAACAUCACUCGACCACACACACACGCUCGCUAUCUGAUUUUUACAGUGCCGCCACAGACUGCUGCAGACAGACUCUUUGUUACGACUCAUCAGACUGAGUUGCAUUUUUUUUUUCAGUGAGAGAUCUCUCACAGCAUCUUUCUGGACUACUUUUCUACUACUUUUUUUGUUUUUGCAUUUGUUUGCUUACUAACUCUGAGGGGACGGUGAGUGACAUCUGCAGGAGGAGCAUGCACAUACUGUACGAGCAGAUUCAGCUGACAGGUCCACUUCACUGCCUUUUCUUUCUGUCUUUGCAAUAGAAUACAUCAGCACUGUUUCCCAUUGUCAUUCUUUAUGACAAUAAAUAAUUAUAAUGUAUUCCUCUGGAAUUAUUGCUAGACAUAAAUGUAAACCUUUGUAAGGAAUGAUGAUUUUUACACUGAGAUGCAACAUAUGAUUAUCACAUUUGAGGAAGAGAUAUUUAGAGCGUUAAUAAAAGAUGAGUUUAUUAGAUUUACUGCUGGGUGUCUUCAGGUGUAAUCACAUGUACUAUAUAAAAGAUUUCUUUUCAAUACA